AUGGUUGCUCAAGUUCAAAAACCAGCUCCAGCCUUUAAGAAGACUGCUGUUGUCGAUGGUGUAUUCGAUGAAGUUUCUUUGGAUAAAUACAAGGGUAAAUAUGUUGUUUUAGCUUUUGUUCCAUUAGCUUUCACUUUUGUUUGCCCAACAGAAAUCGUUGCAUUCUCUGAUGCUGCCAAGAGAUUUGAAGACAUUGGUGCUCAAAUCAUGUUUGCUUCUACUGAUUCUGAAUACUCUUUGUUGGCUUGGACUAAUAUUCCAAGAAAAGAUGGUGGUUUAGGUCCAGUCGAUAUCCCAUUGAUUGCUGAUACUAACCACUCCUUGGCCAAGGACUACGGUGUCUUGAUUGAAGAAGAAGGUAUUGCUUUGAGAGGUUUGUUCAUCAUCGAUCCAAAGGGUAACGUUAGACACAUUACUAUUAAUGACUUGCCAGUUGGUAGAAACGUUGAAGAAGCUUUAAGAUUAGUUGAAGGUUUCCAAUGGACUGACAAGCACGGUACUGUUUUGCCAUGUAACUGGACCCCAGGUUCUGCUACUAUCAAGCCAGAAGUCGAUGCUUCUAAGGAAUACUUCAAUUCUGUAAACUAA
Molecule: messenger RNA, 588 nt
Organism: Vanderwaltozyma polyspora DSM 70294
Lineage: Eukaryota; Fungi; Ascomycota; Saccharomycetes; Saccharomycetales; Saccharomycetaceae
Product: peroxiredoxin
Exons: 1
Coding region: 1-588 (195 amino acids)
Biological process (GO): hydrogen peroxide catabolic process; cellular response to stress; response to oxidative stress
Cellular component (GO): cytosol
Molecular function (GO): thioredoxin peroxidase activity
Source: RefSeq, a predicted model, not a curated record